AGUGUGUUUUGUAUCGUGUUGGUGUGCGGAGUGUUUUCCUUGCAUCUCUGGACGCAUUAUCAGUUUUCCCGGGUGUUUUUGUCGGAGUUUCCUAACCACCUUUUUGCAAAAGUGUUUGGAGGUGUUCAGUGGUCAGAUUAGGUGAUUUUGAGGACAGUUCAGGGAGACGACAGUGGAUUAAAGAGAGGUCUGGGAGAGUUUGACCGUGGAACAAGAACAACACUGAGGAUCGUUGGCACUUGGUAGAAGCAGAGGUAGUAGUCAAAGAGUCAGCGGGUGGAGCAAAUGGCGACACUAAUACCCACAACCCAGACGACGGGUGUCGAAGCGUAUGAAGAUAUGUUCAAGGAGAUCACCAGGAAGUUGUAUGGAGAAGAGACAGGACAUGGUCUUCAUACACUCGGAACUCCGAUGGCUCAUGUAGCCACAACGGGUCCAACAUUGCCCGAAGGGGAGCGAUCCUUUACGACUUUGCCCUUCUUUGCACAGAUGGCCGAUCGCUCGCUCACGACAAUUGAAUAUGAAAAUAAUGCAUCGGAGACUAAUAACACAUUCAAGACAGAAGAUCACAUCACAACGGCCUUUGGUUUGGCAGCCCUCAUGCAAAAUGGUUUCCCGCCACCGGGUGCCAUUUCACACAAUUUCCAGUCAUCUUCGUCAUCGGCAUCGCGCAAUGGCAACAAUUCCUUCAUGGUGAACGAUGAACGAUGGCCAGGAAAUACCGAUGAGUGCUUACCGUGGAAUGCCAAUAAGAAUGCCACUUACAAUUGUACACAGAAAUCCUCCUCGAAGCACAAGGGUAGGGAUUUUGCUGAUGGAGCAAGUGGAGGUGAAUCUGUGGGUGGGGCAUCAGGCGGUGGUGGCCAGAAAGGACAGAGUUCAUCAGUGAGGGGUGGAAAUGCUUCAGGAGGAUCCACCACAAAACGAUACAAUUGCCAAUCUUGCCCCUAUUCCACGGACAGGCGAGAUUUGUUCACGCGCCACGAAAAUAUCCACAAAGAUGAGAAACCAUUCCAUUGCUAUGCCUGCCUUAAGCAAUUCAAUCGGGCGGAUCAUGUGAAAAAGCACUUCCUGAGGAUGCAUCGGGAACUCAAUUAUGACAUCAACAAGACGCGAAAGAGUCAAUCUGGAAGUUCAAGCGGAAGUACAGCAAAGGCAAGCAAUUACAGCAUCAGCGGAACCUCACUUAAUCAGCAGCAGCAACAACAACAACAGCAUAUUAGUGAAUUCCUGGGAUCGAGAUCAACUGGCAGUACUGUUGAGGGUGGAGCCACAAACGGUGGUCAGAAUCCACAGGAAAUGCUACCGCAGAAUCCAUCAAGUGAAGCAGAAGCUCCAGCUGAAAAGAUGCACCUCAGUGAAUCACAGAUGCCGGAAAAGAAGAUGCCCAUGAAGAGCGAGAAGGUUAGCAACAGCGGAGGCAGCAACAGUGGAGGAUCUCAGGCAGCAAAGAAGAAACAAGGUGACAAAAGAUAUGUCUGCUGCUACUGUCCUUGGACCGGAGCUGACAAUUGGGGACUCAAGCGUCACCUAAAUACUCACACUAAACCCUUCGUUUGCAUCAUGUGCGACUACAAAGCAGCCCGUUCCGAACGUCUGGCCACUCAUGUCUUCAAGGUGCACAACAAGAAGGCCUGCAACAAGUGCAAUUUCCUCGCAGACGAUCAGGCACAAUUCAUGAACCAUCAGACUGAAGUUCAUCCCCAUGACUCGAGACCGGCGCGGUCCGGAGGUGGAAGUGCGUCUUGUACAGUUUUAAGAUCGAUUAGCAACUCUUUCGUACAAAAUACAGCAUCUCAAUUAACCAAUAAUACCAAUUCCACAGCAUCUGGCCAUACAUUUUGCUCCCUCACGCACAAUUCCAGCGUGGACAACUGCGGAGGAGCAGCCGCUGGAUCGGGUUACAGUUCCAACAACAACCAGAACUUGAGUGACUUGGGCAUUCAGCAGUGGAGGAGCACAAAUCGCAGCUCCAGUAACUCCACGAAUCAAAAGAAAGGGGCCGAGCGCCUCUUUCAGUACAUGGAAGCUGACGGAAGUGACCCAGAGGACUACAGCCGACAAUUGAGGAUGGCGGCUCUGAGUCGAAAUACCGCUUCAGUCGCCCAGGAUUUUCAUAAUGCGGGGGGCGGAGAUAAAUUGAUUGUUCCACCAUCACUGGCCAUCAUUGGCAGUCUGAUGGAGCAAUUCAUGAUGCAGCAGCAGCAGGUGAGAUGGGAAGAGUCACGUGGGGAUGAGAAUGAGGAAUCUCUUAAUCAGUGUGAGCAAGGAUGUGACUCUUCUGGAGCAAUGAGUAAUUCGCCUCCCGCGAUAAAUCACUAUCAGAAUGGUGGUAGCAAGAAGAACCGACGACGUUCAUGUCAUGACAAGGAAAAUACCAAUUUAAUUCCUCACAAAUGCGACAAAUGGGACGAGAAAAUGUGGAUGAGGGAAAUUAUUGGCAUGUACAAUGCCCAUUUUGGGGCUCAGAGAUCCCGAAAGGGGCAAAUGGUGGGUCAGAAUCGAGGAACAGAGCAGCAGGUAAGAAAGUGUCAAGAGAACAAAGUGGUUGAGGAUUUGGGUGAGAAGAGACAGAGGAAACAGCCUCAACCGCGGAAAAUACCCCAAAAGGAUACAACAAAUGUUGCAAAGAUUCGCGAUAAGCACCUCACGAGGUUGGUUUCGCGUCAGAAAUCCUGCCAGAUCUGUGUAUAUAAGCAUAAAUGUGUUGUGAUGCCAUUUCACUCGAAGGCAUCACUAAUUCUGCACACGCUUUGGCGCCAUUCGCGUCGCUUUCAGUGUCCCACCUGCCAGGAAUCCUUCACGAAACGCUACAGGCUCCUCAUCCACGAGCAAUUAGCGCAUAAAAGACGUACAUUCAGAGUAUUUUCUAGUGUUAACAGAAGCACCAUCUUUGACAAAGACACAUAAUUAGAAAUUUUUGUUUUUGAAUGAAAAUGAAUCAAUUUUACCGACAGAGAUUAUUUGUGUGGGAUAAAUAGAGAGAAAAGAAAAAGAAAAAAAAGAAAUAAGAGUAGAUUUUGUGGGGUUAUUUUAGAGUAUAACUUGAGAAUAAGGAAUUUUGACGGGGAGGAUAAAAGAGAAAAUUCUUAUAGUAAUUAUAUAAAUAUAUAAAAGGAAAAAAAAAUUAAGAUGAAAAAAAAUAGAUAAUACCUUAUAAACAAUAUUAAUUGUAAAACACCAGAUUAAGAACAAUCCAAAUGAUAUUUGAAGAUAAACUUUGACACACACCAACUCACCAGUAGGAGUAUUAUGUAAUUUUUAAGGCAGAAAAAACAGUACCGCCAGAAAGACAUUAUGUAUAUAGUGCUAUAUUUUAAUCACACGCCAUUUUAAAUAGGUUCUAUCAGCAAUUUUUCUUUUUCAGUCAUCACAAGAUGAUUUUUACCAUUGCAUUUAUAAAUCUCAAAUAAUGUAAUUAAUGUCGAGAGUUUAGUGAUAUUUUCCUUCAAUUUGAUUUAUAACCGAGAACUAUAAUGUCUCGUAUGUGCAAUCAGAAAGGUGUUUGAGGUAGAUUGGGAUGGGAAGUUUGAUAAGACAGUGACUGAAAAUGUGAAAACAACAAUAUUCCCUUUGAAAUCAAACAGCAAAAUUUCAAGUUUAUUAGGUCAUUUAUGACCCAUCAAAUUCAAUUUCCAAAUAUUUACAAGGUUAGACAAAUCGUCGGUUGCAUCAGCCGUUGUCGUAUCUGCAUCUGUUUUGUGUCUGCAUUUGAUGCAAGCUACGAUACAGAGCGUUAAAAUAUUAAGAAAAGCCGGAAAGAGAAGUAUAUAGUAUGCAAAAUUUCAAAUGGAAAAUCACGUGUGUUAGAAAGAGUACACUCUAGUGGAGUAAUACGAUGAGUAAGAUAUUACUCAUUCACGAUUUCACCACUGAUGAAGGUGCGUUGUAGCGUCGAAAGCUUUGGCAAAAACAUUCGUGUUUUCCUGUUCUGAAAGGAUAACCACCCCUGACGCACCCCGAGGGAGUUUAUCUCCUUGAUUCUCAAGAUACGUCUUACGUCAGUGCUAUUUCAAUCAAUAAGAUAUUACUGUGAGAAUGAAUUUGGAUUUUGGAAUGAUUUCACUGGGAACGUAGUACUCGAUCAGUAGAACAAAUAUUAUUAGACAGAGUUCUGUUCAAGGGAGGAGACGUACUGAAGUUACAUAGUACUGAAUUAAACCAUUUAUUAAAUUAAAGAGUUUUCCCUCGAUAUCCCCCUUUCCCAAAUCUUACAUAGGGGCUCAACCGGAAUAGGAGUAGAAUAUUGCUGGCAAAAAUAAAAAAAGACGUGGAAUUUUGAGGAGGUCGAUAAAUAAAAUGAGUGGAGAAAAACGAUGAAAAAUUAAUGAAAAGACGUGGUAUGAAGUAGAAGACGCGAAAAGAACAAUUAUAGAUGAAAAGACUGCAAAAGCACAAGAAAUGAGAACAAAGAUUGCGAAGACAACGAAAGACGGCAACUGCUGAAGAGUUACAAGAAGACGAAAGACGGUAACUGCGGAAGAGUUGCAAUAAGACGAAAAACGGCAACUGCUGAAGAGUUACAAGAACACGAAAGACGGCAACUGCUGAAGAGUUACAAGAAGACGAAAGACGGUAACUGCGGAAGAGUUGCAAUAAGACGAAAGACGGAAAUUGCUGAAGGGUUACAAGAAGACGAAAAACGACAACUGCUGAAGGGUUACAAGAAGACGAAAGACGGCAACUGCUGAAGGGUUACAAGAAGACGAAAGACGGUAACUGCGAAAGAGUUGCAUGAACACGAAAGACGGUAACUGUGGAACGAAUGAUGAAAGAUGAGAAGCUUUAAGGAAUUAGUUAUUUGUCUUACCAAGUAUGGACUUGUGAAAGAAUGUGAAAAGAGAAAUUUGCCUUUCAAUGGCAAGAAAAAGGAUUUUGCACGACGAAUUGUGCAAUACGACGAAUUAUUGAACUUUUUGACGAAGAAAGGACUUAUCUAUCAAUGCGUGAAGAGAAAUUUGUCUUGUGAUGGAAAUGAAGAAGACCUUGCACUGAGCAUUGUGCAACAUGAUGAAGCUUUAAUUGAUUUCCAGAAGAGUGAACUAAUGAUCAAUGAAGAAAAGGGCGUCUCAAGGAUGCUUCAAGUGUUGGUUUAGGACAAAGAUGAAGAUGAAACUCCAAAUAUGGAAAAUAAGAAGGAAGAAAUCUUUGAUGAUGACAAUUGGAUUAGGCAGAUUCGAUGUGACGAAUAUGAGAGUGAUAAGGAGAAAUUAGUUGAUGAAGCUAAAGAUGUCUACGACGAGUGUGAAGAUGAAGCUUAUAAGACGGAAUUAACGAAAAAAGAUGACUGUGGAGAUGAGAAUUUGAUCAAACUGAUACAAUGCGAAAAAUAUGAGCCUGAAGUUGUGGAAAAAUUACAAGCAGAAGUUGAAGACGAGAUCGCCUCAUGUUAACCAAAGAAGACGAGAUCAAAAAAAAGAAGAUGCGAGCGUAAGGACAUCUCAAAGAAGAUACAGCUGAAGACGAAACAGCGAAAGAAUGGAGAAACUUUGAAUAUUUCAAGAAGGAAUGACACAAAACCGUUAAACAUUACCAAAAUGGACAGACGACGCAAGAAGAAGUGGGGAGUGAUCUUUUCAUGCUUGGCAAUUGCUGUAACUUAUUGCCAUGAAGGGCCGUGUGGGAAUGAAUUUGGAAUUUGGAAUGAUUUCACUGGGAACGUAGUACCCGAUCAGUAAUAUAUUAGAUGAGCACAUAUAUUCUGUCAGUAGAAGAGGUCGAAAGUUUGGAGUGGUAUAUCUCAGCUCCUGAUGAAUAUAAUUGAAUAAGUGAACUAUUGUUGGAAAGCUUGGCUCAUUAGCUCUUAGAAUCUGGUAUAAGCAAUAUGCUAUGGGUAAACAAUGGUCAUCCAGAACCAUUUAUGUCGAAGAAGACAUUUUUUACAACGUCAUUUUUGGCCAUCUACUCCUGAGAGCAGGAAUGACCCACGAUUCUCGGACAUGGACUAUUUGUUAGAGGAACUCAAAGGGUAUAAUUUGUGGAAGAAACUUUUUUUGGACAUCUCACUUUUUUUUAUUCAUUGACUUUUGCAAGAAUUUUGAAAUGUUAAACGCAAGGAAAAAAAUACAGAAAUCCUUCUAUCCCAUUUUCUGUGCAAACUGAUGAAGAUAUUGACUUGGAAUGUUCUCAGUAUCCCCCCAUAAGUUGAUCCAAGGAAUCCAAAUGUCAUUUCGAUUUCAUCUUAACGUCUAUCCUUCCCCUCCAGAAAUCACUCUUUUAGGAAUAUCUCAAGAACCAGACCAUCGAUGCAUUUCAUUUUUGAAUAUGUUUUAGAGAGUGUCCUAGGGGACAUUUCAUCCAUACAUCUCAAAGACGUCCGACCUCUUCUUGCACAUGCUAAUAAUCAGUUCAGAAGAGCAGAACUUCUUUUGAUCAAUUUUCUGGCCAAAGAGACAAAGUUAGCGACUUUGAUUGUUCUGAGUAGUCCCUAAAAGUCAAUCUAAGGAAUCGAAACAGCACAUGCAUUUGCCUCUCAUCCCACUCCUUGUCCUCCAGAAACCACUCUUUUGGGAAUAUUUCCAGAAAUAAACCAUCGAUCCUUUCCAUUUUUGGAUAUGUUUUUGACAUGGCCAAGGCGGACAUUUCGUCCUCAGACACCAAUAUCUACAAUAUCUAUCUCAUCUACAAUCUAUCUAUCGAUCUAUCCAUACAAUCUAAGUUUUUCUGGGCAUUUUGUUAACAUUUCUGAGACACAGAAAACUUCCUAUCCAUACCAACCAUUCUGAUUGCAAUGAGACAUCUUGAUAAAAAAAAGAAAGACAAGACCAAGACGGCACAACGAAGUAUAAUUUAAUUUUUCAUAGUAAACACCAUUUAUCGCAUUUUUUUGGUCGCACAAUCAUAUCUCUGGGGAAUCUCGAGGGAAUCACCUGAAGAUUGUCGGACCGUGAUUGAGAAGUUCUGUGUGCAAAAUUGGGCUUUUAUUUCUAUCGCAAAAGCGUGAUUAAUCGACAAAUUGGUCGUUCCAGGCGGGCACUGAAGAGUCAUAGGCGGCCUGGAAGAAGUUUCCGGCCACCAACUCAAGCCCAUACCUGGCUACGAAGGAAUCCAGAGCGAAGUUUCGUCUCAGGGAUGCAUUUGUGCUGGGAAUUCGGGGUUCGUUGAAAAGAGUUCUUCCAUUGGGUUGAUGAUAGAGCAGGAAGAUGUAACGAUGGUAGCCAGUACUCUGGGCAGGACCGGCUCCAACAUAUUCAGCCACAGUUUCUCCCAUGUGCAAUCCGUAGGCUAAACGGUGUCCGGGAAUAUUGACUGCCAUGAAAUGCAAGAAGUUUGCCUCAAAGGGAUUAUCUCGGCUUGGAGCAUCAGGAUCGAUCAUCACGAGGCUGUAGAAGCCAGUAAGUCUCACUCCGCAAAAUAGGCAUUUUACCACACUCGGAAGAUUCCUCACAGAUGUGGGAGUGAGUUCUUCUCCCAGAGAAACCCGAUUGAAAAUACUAUAAAUAACUUCUAGUUGAUGCUCAGGAGCCACUGGAAUUACAUUUGGCACAAUUUGAGAUGCCCGAAAAAUUCCAGGAACAUCUGGGCCAAGAAAAGCCCGUGUCCCGGAAAGAGCGGACAAGAAAAUAAGAACCAAAAUACUCUUCAUUUCACAGUAAACUCGUCCCAACACAAUGCAUCCCGAGAGCUUUUAUAGUAAUUUCCUAGUCGUGGAAAUGGAAGAUAAGAGCCCAAACUUGCAGAUAAGAACAUGUACUAAGUGACGACAGAGAUUUAUUUGGAAAAUUGCGUGAAAAAUUGGGGUUUGACUGUGCAAAUAGAGGACUCUUUUACUCUCUCUCUCUCUUCUAAAUGAUUCAUGACAAUUUAAUUUAUUGCGUAUAUAUAUGGCCAUUUCUGACAUGUUGUCUCUCCUACAAUUAAUUGAUAAACAAUGUGUAAAUGUUAUAAUUUCACUAUAAGAAGGAAAAUAAAGAGGAAGAAUGUAAUAAAA
Molecule: messenger RNA, 7930 nt
Organism: Phlebotomus papatasi
Lineage: Eukaryota; Metazoa; Arthropoda; Insecta; Diptera; Psychodidae
Gene: chn
Product: protein charlatan
Exons: 7
Coding region: 286-2910 (874 amino acids)
Biological process (GO): regulation of transcription by RNA polymerase II
Molecular function (GO): RNA polymerase II transcription regulatory region sequence-specific DNA binding; DNA-binding transcription factor activity, RNA polymerase II-specific
Source: RefSeq, a predicted model, not a curated record